Molecule: messenger RNA, 1568 nt
Organism: Pelobates fuscus (common spadefoot toad)
Lineage: Eukaryota; Metazoa; Chordata; Amphibia; Anura; Pelobatidae
Gene: PENK
Product: proenkephalin
Exons: 3
Coding region: 467-1258 (263 amino acids)
Biological process (GO): sensory perception; neuropeptide signaling pathway; chemical synaptic transmission
Cellular component (GO): neuronal cell body; axon terminus; plasma membrane
Molecular function (GO): opioid receptor binding
Source: RefSeq, a predicted model, not a curated record
GGGAGUGCGAAAUCUCAAGUGGGUUUCGUAGGUCUUACGUCAGAUGGAGGCUACAGGCUAUUGGGGGGAGCCUGACUUUCUCUUUUUUUAACUAAUUAUAAAGUAGAGCAGCUCUAUGAGUUUGCUAUUGAGCAUCACAAGAGCACACACAUCCGUUUAAGGAGACAGAACUGCUGAGCUUGUUCCUUCCUUUGCUCUCUCACCAACUCACAUUAGAGAGUAGGUGAUUUACUGAGAGAUUUACUCUCCCUGUGCUGGGAGACCUUAUCCAGUGGUGAUCCCUUGGUUGUUUCUUUUUUCUGCUUUAUUCCUCCCCAAACAUUGUCCAUCUAGACAUUGGUUAUAUUACCAACCACUUUGUACCUGUAUAAAUAUUCAGCUGUCCUUGCUGUAGCAUUUCUAAACAUUCUCCAUCCUAGAGCAUCUCUGGAUCUUCUCCUGCCAAGCUAAGAAGGAAGUUGCAAUCAUGCAUUCGGUGGGUUUGGUUCUCAGACAAUGCUCUUUGGUGCUGUUGGCUAUGUCCACGUUGUUCACAGUGGCCAUCCACGGAGAAUGUACCAAGGACUGCGCUUCAUGCUCUUAUCAUAUGGGACAACAAACAGAGAUCAACUCUUUGGCUUGCACAUUAGAAUGUGAAGGGAAGUUACCAUCAGCCAAAGCAUGGGGGAUGUGCAAAGAGCUUCUGCAAUUGGCCAAAGUGGGCAUUGCACAGGAAGCAGAAAAGGAACCAGAUACCAAUGAAAGCCACUUCAUUGCCAAAAAGUAUGGAGGCUUUAUGAAAAGGUAUGGUGGCUUCAUGAAGAAAAUGGAUGAACUUUAUCAUGUUGAACCUGAAGAAGACAGUAAUGGUGGAGAAAUACCUGCCAAGAAGUAUGGAGGUUUCAUGAAAAAGGAGUUUGAUGGUGAUACAUCAGAUCUCCUAAGAGAGCUUUUGGGCACCAGUGGGGACCCAGAAACUGGAAAUUACCAUGAAAAUAAUGAGACACCAGCAGACAUAAGCAAAAGAUAUGGAGGAUUCAUGAGAAAUUACAGAAGAAGCCCAGAUCAGGAAGAUGAAACCAGAGAGAUGCAGAAGAGAUAUGGUGGCUUUAUGAGAAGAGUAGGCAGGCCCGAGUGGUGGCAGGAUUACCAGAAAAGAUAUGGAGGGUUCAUGAGGCGCUUUGCAGAUUCACUUGUUCAUUCAGAUGAAGACGGAGAAAGUUAUUCCAAAGAAACCCCAGAGAUGGAUAAAAGAUAUGGUGGAUUUAUGAGAUUUUAACACCCUUUCCUCUUUUUCCUGACCUUGCUGAAAAAAAGACUGCCUCAUUGAUCAUAUUUUAUUGUAACGUGUUGCCUGCACUGUACAGUUUUUUACUGUCCUAGUACACAAUGCAACUUGUAAUCUGUUAAAACAGGCUCUGUGUUCUUUAUAAGUUAACAACAACAGAGAAAAAAAAAUAUUUGUCUUGUCACACUUGUUUAUACAGUAGUUAUUAUGCUGAAAUUAUUUUUGUUACUGUAUUUUCUUUUAAACAGAACACAUCUACCAAUGCUUACUGUAUGUAAAUAAAUUCUUCAUCUUAUCUGCA